CCAUAAAGAAGGAAGUUGAACUGAAAAGAUACGUCUGUCAAAAAAUCAUGCCGAAAUUACUUUUAUUCGAAGUAUUUUUCGUUCUGAUACGCCUCGGAUGUACAGAGGGAGACCUCAUCAACACUUCAGAGACUUUUAAUACGCCUGGUGCACUUUAUGAAGGAAGUUACCUUCAAAAUAGUACGGGAUACAAAACUGCUGCGUAUGCGGUUCAGCGCGCACAAAAUCAGGAUGGACUGAAAAUCCACACCGAGGUCGAGGAGAUUGAGAAACAUUUCAUCCCUGUUUUGGACGAAGAUUGUCUACAAAUGUUACAGGAAUAUGCAAGUGUGUCAUCACGCGUUGUCUACUGUGCUCUCGCAUUUUCCAAGCCAGUGCUAUUUUGUGAAACUUGUGUCGACGUAUUUAUAGAAGCUGAACAAAAAUUCAAGGAGAUAGAACGGAUGUCAACAUGUGAUGAACCAUUGCUGAGAUCUGAUCGAGUGCAAAUACUUAGAGAGACUCAUGAGUUUUUAAGAGAACUGUGGGACAAGGGCAGCUGUAAAAACUGCUUCAAAAACAUCAGCUCCUGUGAGAAGAAAAAACCACCAUCAGGGUGCCAAGUGAGAGACGGCGUUGUGGAGUUCCAAAAGCACAUCAACGACACACUUGCCUGCUUUGAUAAAGCAUCAGCUAGUGGUGAGAAUGUUUGCAUUAAUUGUUCUGUUGUUUACCGGAAUCUGUGCAAAUUCUUCUCCUCCAUGGGUGGUGUUGAAGAUAUCUGCAUAGAUUGUGUUGAACAGAUGAACAGUACAAGAAAGGUAUGGAGUACAAUCUACAACUGCACUAAUGCAGACAGAGACAUUGUGUCUGUUGUUUCCAUCAGCGUGUUUUUCUGCUCGCUGCCUAUCUUCUUCUACAUUGGGUCAAAAGUACAUACCACAAAAACUGAACUCAAAUUGAUGAAAUUAAAUCGAAUGAACAAACCUCAUGACACGAGGCAGAGCCUUCCAACACUACCAGAACAUGGCGAGGACUUCCUUACGGAUUACAGAACAUAACUAGAGUCAAAGGAGUUUUAUCAUUCUAAAUUUUGGUGUCAUAAGAAAGAGCGAUUUAUGGGAAACUGGUGUUGCUCGCACAUACGUCAUUGCACACCUAGAAUUUGUUUUACUUUACAUAGACACAACGAAUUGGUUAACUAAAUGUUUUUCUCAAGUUCACUUAAUUCCACGAACAGUUUAUAAAAGCUAUUCAAUUUUGGCGAAAUUGAUAACCUAUCACUUCUGGCAAAAUGAAACUAGGAUUUGAAAUUGUAUAUGGUAGAAAUACAACCAUAACACAAGAGAUUUUUGUCAAUUUCUGUAAACCUUACUUCAGAAUGAUGAAAAGAUUAAUAAUUAUAUUUUUAUCAGUGUUUUGAUGAAAUUUAAACCAGAUUUUAUGUAAUAGUUUGCUCUGUUACCAUCUCUCAUAAAUGUGUGCUGUACCCUCUUCAAACAUUAUUUGCUAUGAUGCUUCAAUGGCAAAUUAUGACAAUAUGUGUACCUGUAAGCCUCGAUUUUGAAAGGACAAGUGCACCAAGGCAAUUUCUCCCUACCUGGUAUAUGGCACCCUUUGAGGAAAUUGUAAAUUUCAACUGGAUUAUUUCAAUGGCACCAAGGCAAUGACCAGGGGGUAUGGAGGCAAUCCCCUGCGUGAAUUAUCAGCCAUGUUUUUAUUUAAGUGCAAUUACCAGUAAUAAAAUAACUCGCAUCCAAAUUUGAUCUCUUUGUACAUAUGUAAUUUUGUUUUAUUUCACCCAUUCUUUUACAUUGUAUAUGCAAAAUUUACACAUUUGUACAGGCUUAUAAAAUAAAUGGUGAUUACUGAUAUGAAAACACAAUUGCAAGACAAAACUAUUGUUAUUUAUUAACGUGUAUUCGCCACCUCUGAAACCUACCCAGUGUUUUAAUGGUUGAUCUAAUUGAUUGCUCUUUUAAUUCUGAUUGCAUUAGAUUUUCUCUCAUAAGGAGAAACCCAUCAAUCAUUGUAUUGGUUACCAUGAAAGUGAAUCCACUAAAUAAACACUCCGUCUUCAGACUGUUGCUACUAACGUUGUCAUCAGAUUACAAGUCUGCAAAGUAUUAUAAUGUUGGAACAAUUAAUUUUGAAUGACAUUUACCAAACAUUCUCGACAUUCUCAAUUUCUAAAAAAUAUACACUUGCUGUACAUGUACUCUAUAUACAUUUAUCUUGUAGAACAAGUUUAUUUCAAAUUUCGAAUUAUACCUAAUAAGAAUGAUUCAGUUUUAUUUGUUUCUGAAAGGGAAACAGUGAUAAGUUCAUACUAGGGACCAGUCUCCAAUUGUUAUUUUGACAAACUUUGAUCAAACCAGGGAAAAGCAACCAAUCAUUACUGUUUUCUAGUCGACAUUUUGAAGGAACAAAGCAUGUUUUCUACAAAUAUUAAUAGAAUAAUUAGUUCAAUAUAAAAGGAUCUGUUAAACGGUCCUUGAUGGUGAAUAUCAAGACUAAAAUCACGCUAUGUACAAGUUCAUUGAAUAUUCCUUUACAGCACGAAACAGUCCAGAUAUUAGUAGUGUUUGCGUUUCACUGUUGACCCUUUCUUGCAAUCAUUUAUGUAAUCUUGAACUGUAAUUGCUUAAUCAAAAGUUACCAAACUAAUGUUAAAACAUUCUCACAUCAACAAACUUGCUCGACCUAUAUUCUUGGAUAAGUUAACAAAAUAAAAAUACAAUACAUUAAUUUAUUAGAAGAG
Messenger RNA from Asterias rubens (European starfish), 2740 nucleotides. RefSeq names its product osteopetrosis-associated transmembrane protein 1-like. The record is from RefSeq and is a predicted model, not a curated record. Lineage: Eukaryota; Metazoa; Echinodermata; Asteroidea; Forcipulatida; Asteriidae. The coding region runs from base 48 to 1040 and encodes 330 amino acids. Gene Ontology annotation, cellular component: cytosol. The transcript has 6 exons.